GAAGUAGCGCCCGGCGCUCAUCCGAUCCGCGCGGCCGCGCUGGCUGUGUCAAGUUACAGAGGCGCCGGAAUCGGCCCCAGCACGGCUCACUGCGGCCGCGACCCACCUCUGCCCAUGGAGCCCUGCAUGCGCGCCCCUUCGCCUGGGGACUGACACUCGCUCGCCCCGGAGACUCAAGACACCUAGUAGGACCCCGAGAGUCGCACCAGCCCGAGGACUCUGCAGAAGCGAGAAGAGAAAGAGCGGGAGAGGGGGUCAGAUCCCCCAACUUGGAACAAUCUUCGAAAUAACAUUUUUCCUACUCUGGCGUACCCCGAUCGCGCCUGCUGGUGGCUCUCGGCUGUCCCCCUACUCCGACUGCUCAUUUUCUGUCCUCUUUGGAGAGCAAAGGAAGGGGACGUCCUCCGGCCACGCUAACCCCCCCCCCCGUCCCCCCUGCCUCACUGUUGGGAUUGUGCUUCUUGGAUCUCUUUUUUUUAUUUAUUCUAUUUAUUUAUUUAUUGGUUCUUAAGACGCGAGGGGAUGGUGGCGGAGCGCGCCCGCAAAGCGGCAGCCACCGGCACUCGCGGCCCUGGGGAGCUGGGCGCGCCCGGGCCCGGGACGGUGGCGCUGGCGGAGCAGUGCACGAGGCUGCCGAGCCCCGGGUGCUGCGGACUGCUGGCUCUGGCGCUGUGCUCGCUGGCACUCAGCCUGCUCGCCCACUUUCGGACCUCCGAGCUUCAGGCCCGGGUGCUGCGCCUGGAAGCGGAGCGCGGGGAGCAGCAAAUGGAGAAAGCUAUUUUGGGAAGAGUCAACCAACUGCUGGACGAGAAAUGGAAGUUCUACUCACGCAGGCGCCGGGAGGCUCCCAAGAUGUCUCCAGGAUGUAACUGCCCACCAGGACCUCCUGGCCCCACUGGAAGACCUGGACUCCCAGGGAACAAGGGUGCCAUUGGGAUGCCUGGACGUGUGGGUGUCAAAGGUCAACCAGGAGAGAAGGGUGCCCCUGGAGACGCCGGCAUGUCCAUCGUCGGGCCUCGAGGCCCCCCUGGCCAGCCGGGCACUCGAGGCUUCCCUGGAUUUCCGGGUCCUAUUGGUCUUGACGGCAAGCCGGGCCACCCCGGACCUAAAGGAGAGACGGGCCUGGUGGGUCCCCGAGGACAACCGGGACCUCCAGGACAAAAGGGAGAAAAGGGUCAGUGUGGCGAGUACCCACACCGGCUGUUGCCUCUCCUCAAUUCAGUGCGGCUGGCUCCACCCCCAGUCAUUAAAAGGCGGACCUUCCAGGGGGAACAAGGCCAGGCUGGCAUCCAAGGCCCUCCAGGGCCCCCAGGGCCCCCGGGACCAAGCGGCCCUCUGGGACACCCAGGACUGCCAGGGCCUAUCGGGCCACCUGGUUUACCUGGGCCUCCUGGACCAAAGGGAGACCCCGGGAUCCAGGGCUACCAUGGCCGCAAGGGAGAGCGGGGCAUGCCGGGGAUGCCAGGCAAGCAUGGAACCAAGGGGGCUCCUGGGAUUGCCAUGGCUGGGAUGAAGGGCGAGCCUGGGACUCCAGGAGCCAAGGGUGAGAAGGGGGCUUCAGGUCCCCCUGGGCUCUCCGGCCUCUCGGGGCAGAAGGGAGAAAAAGGCGAUGCAGGCAAUGCCCUUGGAGGAGGCAAGGGGGAACCCGGCCCCCCAGGGCUCCCUGGGCCCCCGGGGCCAAAGGGAGAAGCUGGUGUCGAUGGCCAGGCUGGGCCCCCAGGACUGCAAGGAGACAAGGGACAGCCAGGAGCAGCUGGGGAGCCGGGACCAGCUGGCCCCAAGGGCUCCAAGGGUGAACCCGGCAAGGGAGAGAUGGUAGAUUAUAAUGGAAACAUCAGCGAGGCACUUCAGGAGAUCAGGACACUGGCCUUGAUGGGUCCUCCUGGUCUUCCUGGACAAACAGGCCCGCCCGGACCUCCUGGGACUCCAGGCCAAAGGGGGGAGAUUGGACUGCCAGGCCCUCCAGGACACGACGGGGACAAGGGACCUCGGGGAAAACCAGGAGAUAUGGGACCCCCUGGCCCCCAAGGGCCCCCAGGAAAGGAUGGGCCUCCGGGAUUGAAGGGAGAGGCCGGACCCCCAGGGAUCCCCGGGGAGAAAGGGGAGACAGGAGAAGCAGGCCCCCAGGGUCUAGACGGCCCAACUGGGGAGAAAGGAGAACCAGGUGACCAAGGGAAGCCCGGAGCGACAGGAUUGCCUGGGCCCAUCGGGCUCCCGGGAUUCACAGGAGAGAAAGGAGAAGCUGGGGAGAAAGGUGACCCAGGAGUGGAGGUUCCCGGGCCGCCAGGGCCAGAGGGGCCUCCAGGACCUCCGGGCCUCCAAGGUGUUCCUGGACCAAAGGGGGAAGCAGGCCUGGAUGGCACCAAAGGAGAGAAGGGGUCCCAGGGAGAAAAGGGAGACCGAGGGCCUCUGGGAUUGCCUGGAGCUUCAGGUUUGGACGGCAGGCCUGGGCCACCGGGUACUCCAGGACCAAUCGGAGUUACAGGCCCUGCUGGACCAAAGGGCGAGAGGGGCAGCAAAGGCGACCCAGGGCUGACAGGACCAACGGGAGCAGCAGGGCUUCCUGGUUUACAUGGACCACCCGGGGACAAAGGAAACCGGGGGGAGAGGGGGAAGAAAGGUUCUAGAGGGCCUAAAGGGGAUAAAGGGGACCAAGGAGCGCCCGGACUAGACGCCCCCUGCCCGCUGGGAGAAGACGGUUUACCAGUCCAAGGCUGCUGGAACAAGGGCCAGAGUCCUUGGCUAGUGGCCAAGAAGUGAGGGCAGCCCUGAGCCCACGGGGAAAGUGCCUAGCCUUGGAGGAGGACCAAGAUGGAGGAUCUGUCCCUGCUCAGAGGGCUGUCUGCAGAAGCCUUCCUGAAGGCCUGGUUUGAGGAGCCCAUCGGAGCGCGCGACGGCAUGAGAGCGAGGCCUCUGCCCUCUCCACACAGGAGCUCAGCUAGACCACCGAAGGUCUCCAGACCUGCUCCCUGCAGAGGUUCCGCGUGCUCUCUGCGGCCAGGUGGGCUGGCGUGACACCCAGAGUCUCCUUCCUUGCAAGAACUUCUGAGCAACGUGUCUACAGGAGGGGUAGUUGGCAGCUUCCUGUCCUGACCCCAGGGACCCUUCCUAGGAGGCUGUGGCCUGGAUCCUAUCAUCUUUCUCAGCUCCUUCAACUCCACAGGGAUCCUUGUCUGUCUUUUGGGGCUGCCUCCAUUAAUCCUGUCCUUUCUUGGGUUCUUUCAAAUGCCAUUUGCCAGAGGAACAAAGAGCAAUGGCCUCAGGAAGGAAGCGGCAGGGAUGUAGAAGAAAAACCCUCAUGAGCAAAGGUAAGCAAUAAUGGCAGCUGCCUGGCCUGGCCCUCAGAGCCCCAUCACCUUACACACACACACACACACACACACACACACACACACACACACACACCUGUGUAACAUGGUGCGAUGCCCCAGCUGCUACUGAGCCAACGCCAAAGGAACACACUCACAAUCAAGAUCGUUUCAAGAUGGUCUGGAAUAAGCUCCGUUCCUUUGGCAACAUUGUUGGAAGCCAUGGACCACCUUACUUCCCCAUUGUCUUGCUACUUCGCCAAUGAGCGUACCUGUCCGAUCCACAACGCUUUCCAGGGAAGGAGGGCAGUGUCACUAACUACGCUGGCAACAACAGAUGCGGGAGUCACACUGAGGAUAACCCAAACACUAAACUCAGUCUCCAGCCCUCAGCACCUCCUCUCACUUAGUGCUGUAAUCAGAACUGAUGGUCUCAGGUGUCCAGGCAGGGAGAGGACAAAGGUCCUCUCACCUCUGACAGGGAGUUUGAACUGGAAUACAAAGAACCGCUGGCCUAGGCAAGGAGUGAAGGUCACCGGAAGGUUAUCGAGGGCAGCAGCCCUCAAAGGGAAGAGGCUCCAUUGGAAUAAAUCACCAUCCCAAAGGAGCCUCACCCCAAGACUCCCAUGAUGGAAAGGCUUAGACAUCGGGGAAUUCUGAUGAUCCUGACUUUGAACCUGUGACGGCAUCUCUCUUUGAUGCUUCAGAACACUUUUAGAACACUCAUAAUGUCUGAACUUGAGGGGUGCCACUCUGAUCUUCAUGUGGCAGCUUCCUUCUUCCCCCUUUUUGGGGGGAAUCUCUUCGCCCAGUAGGAACAGUGUCCUUUUUUUCUAUGACUACAGACAAAUCGCAUGCAUCCAUCUUAGAUUCCUUUGGGAGUCAAGGACACAUGCAUGUAACUGGGCAUGGAAACGGUCCCAGGCAGUGGACCUAGACAUGACAUGGGGAGCUAGUGGGUACUCUGGGAUUGCCACAGCCAAAUCACUGGCUAUCGAACCCUCCAGCAAUCCCCAGGGCAUGAGAAAAGCGAACGUACCCUCCAGCAAUCCCCAGGGCAUGAGAAAAGCGAACGUGUCCUAUAUAAUGCAAAUGGGCUUGAGAGCUGUGGAUGGCUGAGAGGAUCCUAGACAUCUGUGUAUGGUUGGGUAGUCUACCACCUGCCAAUGGAUCCCGACUCAGAACCAGCGCCAGCGGGAGGAGACAUACACCGUCUUGGUCACCUUUACAGCUGGGUCCCACAGCUCCUUGUCAGAAAGACUGUGAAACCGUUUGAGAAGAGACAUUUUUACUUACACUCCACUCAUUCCAAAGACUGUUUUUAAUGGGGGGCGUCUGCCAAAGUAAACGUCCCUGAGACUCUAGCCACUGAGAAUGUGGUCCCUGGUAAUUAAGUCUCUGUGUUUAACCCGGCAGCAGCUUGCUAUCUGGGGGACACUGGCCAAGAGCCUUCCACACAGUCUGAGUACCAACUUCAUCAUCUCUGCACAGGCUGCCUGCCUUCAAUGACAAACGAUGAGCUCUGGGAAAGCAUUCGAGAAAUGGAAAGAGCUGUGCCGAGGGGCUGGGCAGUAGACGGAAGCUCUUGUGUUUAGGGGGGGGGGGGAAGCUUCCUUUUUUGGAGACAAGCUUGAUUUAACUGGAAUCAUCGAGGAAGAGUCAUUAAAUUUUCUGGUGAAAUUAGGUUCAAAGAGGUCCCCCCUCACACCUGUGGAGGACCUUGAGGGACGAGCCAUUUGGAUGUUGAGUAACUGGGCUGUAGAAAUAACAGGGCCAGUUCUAGGCAGGACAUGAGGAUGGACUGGCCCCUGUGAAGUUGCUUUCUGAAACUAAAUUCCAUAAAAAUGUCCCUAGGGUUUUGAUUUUCCUUUUCCUGAAAGAGACAAGUAAGCAACGUAAAAAGAAUAAUAAUACCUCUUGCUUUAAAAUCCCAGUUACCCAGUUAAGUGAGGUUUUCUCCUUCCCUGGCUCCCCUAGCCCCCACCCUCACCCACACACCACCCACCAACUCACCACUACGCCCUUUCCCCGGAGGAGGAUGCUUCCUUUCCCCAGCAGCCUGCCUCCUUUUUACUGCCCAUUGUGCCCUCUUGACCCACCCGGGCAGACUCUCCGUAUGGCCAACCCGAUGUCUUCAGCUUAAAAAUCGUCAACCCAGAGCAUCAGUAAGACAGAUGUCAUUCCCUCGUGUCUUGCACUGCACAGAGGUUAGUGGCAGGUUGGGUGUAUUUUCUAAAGAUCAGAAACUAAUUUCCUGAACGGCAUCAUGAAAGCAAGCGGUUUGUCUGACUGGCCCCACAAGGCAGCACAGAGCAGUAAAAUGGUUUUUGAAAAAGUCAUAGGCAGGUCCAAACUUCGGACAUUGUGACAAGCUGUGGUGGACCAUAAAAUUCAAACAGGAGAACCAUGUGGUCAGUUAUAACAGCAAUAACAACAACAACAAAUACAAAAAAAGUCCUCAUAAUAUUUUAAAUAAGUUUAUGAUUUUGUAUUGGGCAGAAUUUAUAACUUCCCUGAGCCGCAAGCUGCCUGUGAGCUGCAGGUUGGAUAUGAGAUGAAUUAUUUGUUGUUUUUGAUUUUUUUUUAUGGACCCACCCACACUUCAGUCAGUGGGUCUUGACUGUAAAAGAAGAAAACGUUCACUUGAAUCCGGUUUGUGGCGCAUCCUGUGUUCCUGUGAUAUCUGUGUUGAUAUUCAGGCAAAGUCACUUUUCCCUGGUGCUUUGGACAGUCUUCCUCUGCAUCCCACUGUCAUCCACUAAACCUCCUUUGAGGCCACUUGGUACUGAGUGCCCUGGGGUGAAACGGGGCACCCGUCACAGCUGUCCCUGCAGAAGUGCAUACACACCCUGGUGCUUUACCACAAAAGCGCUCACUGGCCAACACUCAGGACCCCUCCUGAGCUGACUCCACAGUUUGACAUCCAGGCAGAGCUUCUUGCUUCGAGGGAAUGGACCGUGAGAGAGCUGGGAGGGGCUUGAACCUUCCUGCUCCGUUCUGGGCCUCCGCCAAAUGGUUUC
Peromyscus leucopus (white-footed mouse) is the source of this 6328-nucleotide messenger RNA. RefSeq names its product collagen type XIII alpha 1 chain (gene Col13a1). The record is from RefSeq and is a predicted model, not a curated record. Bases 523 to 2760 code for a protein of 745 amino acids. The transcript has 41 exons. NCBI's taxonomy places the organism in Eukaryota, Metazoa, Chordata, Mammalia, Rodentia, Cricetidae.